UUCAACAAGUAAACUUGUGAUAAAAACACUAAAUAAGCGAAUAUUUAUAAAAUAUAUAUUAAAUAAAAUAAAAUAAUCAUGCAAUUCAAACAAAGUAUAAUUUUUAUGGUGAUUGCCUGUUUGGUCAUUUUUGCAAAUGGCAGUGUUUUGCCGGAACAAGACACCAACCUAAGUCUAUUAAAGUUUAUGACGCAAUCGAAUAGUUUAAUGCAAAGAAAUCCUUCACUUUCUUUGGAAUGUUUCAAUUACUAUAUUCCAUUGAUCGAUAAGAUUGCCAAAGAAUAUGAAGCUAAUUAUGGUGCUUGUGUACAGGAAUCCGAGGAUCAACGUAGUCAAGCCGAGGAAGCUACUUUAGAGCAACGUAAUGAUUUAGCUUCUCGUGCUGAAAACUCAUGUAAAGUAUUGAGUCAAUGUAGUGAAAAUGAGUCGGCUGAAAAAGUUUUCGAAUGCUUUGUCGAAGGGGGCUCGGAAAAUGCCAAGGUUAUGUAUGGAAUCAAUGCUGAUGCCUCUGAACAUUUGUCUGCUUUGAUCGAAGAAUUCCGUUUGAUCAACAAUAGAGAAUACAAAUGUACCAAUGAAACUAAACGUCAAUAUGAAAAGGAUUCCGCUAAAGCUUAUGAAGAAUUAAACAGUUGUAUUUUGGGUCUUACUGAAGUGCCUUCACCUACUGAAGCUCCUGUAGAAACAGAAGCUCCCGAGGUAACAGAGAAACCUGUACAGACUGAAGCUCCUGCAGAAACUGAACCUCCCGUAGAGACUGAAGCUCCUGAAAAUAGACUCCCUGAAGAAGAUAUUCCUCUACUUCGUAAAAAGAUACAGUCUCGUUUCCAUAAAUAUAGAAAUUAAGAGUUAAAUAUUUUUUUUGA
This is a messenger RNA of Lucilia cuprina (Australian sheep blowfly), 866 nucleotides long. RefSeq names its product protein TsetseEP-like. The record is from RefSeq and is a predicted model, not a curated record. Bases 79 to 846 code for a protein of 255 amino acids. NCBI's taxonomy places the organism in Eukaryota, Metazoa, Arthropoda, Insecta, Diptera, Calliphoridae. The transcript has 2 exons.